CCGCCAUAUUCCAACUUCCCCAGACGACCCCCACGGAGGCGGCUCCUCCUGGCCCUCCUACUCUCUCGCACACUCCGUUUCCUUCCUCCAAAAGCUUGUAUUUUUAGCUAUCUCUCCACCCAGCGGAGCUCUCUCGGUCUCUCUCUCCCUCUCUCGCCAUGGCCAAGAACACAUGCAAGCUCUGCUGCCGCCGCUUCGCCAGCCCCCGCGCCCUCGCCGGCCAUAUGCGCUCCCACUCCAUCAAGGUCGCCAGGUCGCAGAUCUCAUCGGCCUCCUCCGCCUCCACCUCCGUCGCGGCCGGGGACGACGACGCCGCCGCCGACGCCAGGAUGAUGCCCAUCCAGGCCUACGUGCUCCGCGGCAAGCCCAAGCGGAGGGUGCGCCUCGCCGAGUCCGACUUCUCAGAUCGCGAGAGCGAGGCGGACUACCCCUCGCAGUCGCCGGACGCCAAGCGCGUGCAUGGCGGAUCGCGCGACGCGGAGCCGGUGAGCUCCGUGUCCGACGCCGCCACGCCGGAGGAGGACGUCGCGCUGUCCCUCAUGAUGCUCUCCCGCGACUCCUGGCCCGCGGCGGCGUGGCAGCCGUCCUCCUACCGCGCCGCCGACUCCGACGACGGAAGCGACGGCGGCGGAGAGGUCGAGCCCCGGGCGGCCGAGCAGAAGCGGACGCGGUUCCAGUGCCCCGCGUGCAAGAAGGUGUUCCGAUCGUACCAGGCGCUGGGCGGGCACCGCGCCAGCCACGUCCGCGGCGGCAGGGGCGGCUGCUGCGCGCCCCCGCUCAACCCGCCGCCGCCUCCUCCUGCUUCCACCCACCUGCAGCCAUUGCUGGAAUGCGAGGAGGGCACGAAGCCGCAUCCGCACGAGUGCCCCUGUUGCUUCCGCGUGUUCGCGUCAGGCCAGGCCCUCGGGGGCCACAAGCGGUCCCAGCUCUGCCCAGGCGCCGCCGCCGUGGCCGCGCCUGGCGCCGAUCAUCCCGCCGCCGCGAUGAAAAGCCUGGGCCUCAUUGAUCUCAACCUCCCGGCGCCCUUCGAGGACCUGGAGGUCUCCGCCGUGUCAGAUCCCUUCCUCUCCGCAAGGCCAGGCCACUGAAAGCAAGCAGAGCAGAGCGACGAAGCAAGCAAGCAAUCCGGCGUGCUUUUCCUUUCGGUCGGUUGGUUGGUUGGUUCCAGUGGAGAUAGAUGAUUCGGGCUUGUGAUUGCUGGCAAGAAAGAUGGUGCUUAGGCAGUAAGCCAAAAAGGUAAAGAAAAGGGUUAAGAAAAAGAGAGACAUCUGUCUGUCUAUGCUCUUGCUCGGGUGGGUAGUUAUUUUUCCUGCUGUAGUUCUCUUCUCCCUCAGCUCCGGUGUGUCUUUUUGUUUGUUUCAAGCUAUGGAACAGAGUAGAUCGGGCCAACAAACUGAGCCAGCUACUACUAGUUAUUGUUUUCUUUGGCUUGCUUGAUCUUGGUAGCCUAGCAAGAAAAUAGGGCAAAAUUUAGCUAAACUGUUGCUGUC
Messenger RNA from Triticum aestivum (bread wheat), 1490 nucleotides. RefSeq names its product zinc finger protein ZAT1-like. Bases 159 to 1088 code for a protein of 309 amino acids. Gene Ontology annotation, biological process: regulation of DNA-templated transcription. The record is from RefSeq and is a predicted model, not a curated record. NCBI's taxonomy places the organism in Eukaryota, Viridiplantae, Streptophyta, Magnoliopsida, Poales, Poaceae. The transcript has a single exon.